Molecule: messenger RNA, 3669 nt
Organism: Dictyostelium discoideum AX4
Lineage: Eukaryota; Evosea; Eumycetozoa; Dictyosteliales; Dictyosteliaceae
Product: SH3 domain-containing protein
Exons: 2
Coding region: 1-3669 (1222 amino acids)
Biological process (GO): L-glutamine metabolic process
Molecular function (GO): glutaminase activity
Source: RefSeq, a predicted model, not a curated record
AUGUUUAAGUGGCACCAAAGUAAUAAUUUGGUUUACGUUACAUUUAACAUUCCAGCAAAUGUUACAAAACAAGAUAUUCAUGCUGAAAUUACAAGUUCAUCAAUUGGAUUAGGUGUUAAAGGUUUUGGUUUAAAUUGUGAAGGAACAUUAUUUUCAAGUAUUAAAGGAUCAAAAUGGGCAAUUAAAGAUGAUACAGUUCAAGUUCAAAUGGAUAAACAACAAACAGGUGUAAAAUGGAGUCAUUUAUUAUCAGAAAUUACAGAAUCAAAUGCAAAAGCAGUUGUGUUAUUUGAAUAUGAGGCAACCUCUGAAGAGGAAUUAUCAUUAAUACCACAUCAAGUCAUUGAUAUCAUUUCAAAGGAUGAUUCUGGUUGGUGGGAAGGUUCAAAACAACAAAUGAAUGGUGUAUUUCCAUCAAAUUUCGUACAAGAAUUUCCAACUGAUUAUCAACCACCUGAAGAUGAGGAUGCAAGUGCAGAGGCUACAAAAGAGGAGGAAAUAUCGAAACCAAUUAGUCAAGUCUCAAGACUUGGUAUUAAUAUUAGUUUAGGUAGUAUGGAUGAAUUAAAGAAUAAAUUAGCAAAUAGAAAAACUGCAACUUAUACAUCUGCUGAUAUUGAAGAGGCUCAUAAUAAUAAUAAUGCUUCAAAUGAAGAAUCUAAUAGUAGUAGUAGUAGUAGUAGUAGUAGUAAUAUUAAUAGUAGUGGUGGAUUUGUAGCAGUUAAACCAAGUGGUGCUGUAAAUACACAACAAAGACAACCAGGUAAAGUUUUAUUAAAUAAUAGACAAUCAACUAUACUUUCAGGUGUACCACCAGCAAUUCAAUCAAUUCCAUCAUCAAAUACAAAUACAACCACCACCACCAAUACUACACCAGCAGUUCAACCAUUAAUUCAAUUAAAACCAAAACAAACAAAUACAGAGAUUAAUACGAGUGGAAAUUCAAUCCCAGCAACAACAUCAAAAGAAUCACAAUCAACUAAAGAGGAAUCAUCUAGUGGUGGCAAUAAAAUUACAUCAUUAUUUAAAAAACCAUUGAAAAAGAUUACAGCGAUUUCAGCAUUAACAGGUUCACAUUCAAGUAAUGAAAGUAGUAGUGGUGGAGAUAAAAAUAAUAGCGGUAGUAAAACAAAAGCGAAAGUAGUUUAUGAUUUCGAAAGUAAAGAACCAAAUGAAUUAAAUUUGAAAAAAGGUGAUAUUAUCGUUGUUUUAGCAAAGGAUUCAUCCGGUUGGUGGCAAGGUAUAAAUCAAUCAACUCAAGCAACUGGUUGGUUUUCAAAUACAUUUGUCGAGGAGAUUAAAGAGGAGAAAUUACCACCACCACCAUCAUCAUCUGAAAAUAAACAACCAUUAAAGAUUGUUAAAUCACCACCACCAAAAUCAUCAUCAUCAUCACAACCACAAACAGUUGAAGCAAAAUUACAAUCAUUAUCAGAUACACCAAAAUUGGAAACAGCAAGAAAAGCAGGUGCUGCUAAAGGUAGAAAACCACCAUCAAGAGUACGUGCCUCUUAUUUAUUAUCUGAUGAUGAAAAAGCAGAGAGAGAAAAACUUAAACAAAGUUUUUAUUCUCAUGUUGUUUCUUCACAAAAAGAACUUUCAAUGUAUGAUAAUAAUGAAGAUGGUGGUGAACAUCUAUCUGAUGAUGAUCAACCAUCAACACCACCUUCAAUUUCACGUAGUGGAGGUUCAUUCACUCCAACACAACAACAACAACAACAAUCAGUUGAUAAACCUAUUGAAAGACCAUCAAAACCACCACCACCAAAACGAACAGCGGCAAUGAAUAGCUCACUUAAUAAUAUAAAUGAACCACCACCACCAAGUAAUAAACCACCACCACCACCAAAAUCAUUAAAACCACUCUCAACUAGUGAUGGAUAUGAACCACCAUCACCACCAUCAUCAUCGUCAACAACUCCAAUUACAACAAGUGGUGAAGAUACUCUUCAAAAAUCACCUACAUUACAAAGAAAAGUUGCGCCACCACCACAACAACAAAAUGAACAAGAUUUACCAUCUUCACUUGUCGGUAAACCACCACCACUUAAACCAACUCCAAAACCAAGAGCAAUACAGACAAACAGCGAAUCAACAGCACCAGCACCAACACCUUCACAUGAAGUUAACUUUAAAGCAAACCUAAAACCAGCAAAACCUUCAUCACCACCAAUUGGUAAUUCACAAGAAAUUCCAACAGAUACAUCAUCACCACCAAAUGCAACUACACCACAACCAACACCUCCACCAUUAAAAAGAGUAGCUAAACCACCUGUACAACAACAACAACCAUCAAAUGAAAAUAUUGAAAAUAUAACACAAUUUAAAUUAAAACCAUCACCAGCUUCACCAACUUCACCAAGUUCACCAACUAUUGAUCCAAUUUCAACCACAACUAAACCACCAGCUAGACCACCAUUAAAGAAAUCAGCAGCAGCAGCAGCACCACCUUCACCACCAAAUGAAGAAGCUACAACCACAUCACCACCAACAUUAGCAGCAAAACCAAAAGUAGCCUUAAGAAAUGGACCAAGCUCAGCACCAACAUCACCAUUAUCACAACCACAACAACCACUACCACCAUCAACUCAUAAGAGAAAUCUUUCAAAUCCAAAUACAACCAACAAUGAAAAACCACCACCACCAACUAAAAAACCACAAUUAAUAAAACCAUUACCACAAUUUAAUGACAUUUGUGUUGAAGUAUCAAAUAUUUGUAAUGAAAUUCAAGAGAGAAGCGAUAACUCUCAAGAGACAACCACCACCUUUAAACAUAAUUACCCAUCAUUGAUUGAUUCAUUCUUUUCAGUUGCCGUUUGUAGUAAUGAUGGUCAAUUUUGGGGUAACGAUGACCAAUUGAAUGAUCAUUGUGUACCAAUGUUUCAAGUUAUCUAUCCAUUCCUUUACUCGAUACUUUGCGAAGAGAUUGGUUUGGAUGAAGUUUCAAAGUUUAUCUCUGAUCAAGCUAGACCUGACAGUUACGACAAUCAAAAACCACUAAACGAUCAAAAGAAAUCACAUAAUCCAUUCACAUUGGCUGGUCAAUUGAUUACAGCAAAUCUGUUCACUGGUAAAUAUCCAAAUGCCGUCACUAGAAUCUACCAAUUUUUAAAUAUAAUUCAAGAGUUGGUAAAUUGUAGUAGUGUUUCAUGUGAUAUGGUCUCUUAUUUAUCUCAAAAAUCUGAAACCUCUGAUGAGAUAUUGGUGGGUCAUUUAUUGAAAUCCUCUGGAUUAAUUAAACAACCUGAUGAUGUUUUAGACUUUUUCUAUCAAAUCAAUUCAAUUCAAUUAAAUUCAAAACAGGUUUCAGUAUUGGCUGCAACACUUGCCAAUGAUGGUGUUUGUCCAUUCUCUCAAGAUUUGAAAUUAGCCCCUAAAAAUAUAAUCUCAAAAACUAUUGACCUCAUUAGAAUUUGUAAUUCAACUCCAAUAACCUCUUCAAUUUUCGAUAACAAUAUUGAUAAUAUUAAUAAUUCUAAAAUAAUUCCUAUCUUAAGUGAUAGUGGUGUCUUAAUGAUUAUCAUUCCUGGUUUAAUGGGUGUUUCAAUCAUCUCUCCAUGUAAUAAUAAUAAUAAUAAUAAUAAUAACAAUAAUGAUAAUUUCAAUCAUUAUCCAAAUAAUAAUCAUAUUGAAUUUUGUAAAAAAUUAUGUUCAAUUUUAGAUCAAUAA